AUGUUGUCUGCCAAGCUUGUUUCAAACAAUUUGAAGAAUAUUAGAUUCUUCCACUCUACCUCUGCUUCAUUAGCUAAUACCACCAAGUUAUUGAUUAAUGGAAAGUUUGUUGAAUCAAAGUCAAAGGAAUGGUUAGACGUCACCAACCCAGCAACUCAAGAAGUUGUUACUAAAGUACCAGUUGCAACUUUGGAAGAAAUGAAUGCUGCAGUUGCUGCUGCCCAAGCUGCAUUCCCAGCCUGGAGAGAUACAUCAGUCUCUAACCGUGCUCGUAUCAUUUCCAACUACAGAGCUCUCAUUCAAAAGAACAUGGACAAGGUUGCCGCCAUCAUCACCCAAGAGCAAGGCAAGACCCUCCCAGACGCCAAGGGAGACGUCUUUAGAGGAUUGGAAGUCGUCGAACACGCUUGCAACGUUGCCUCGUUGAUGAUGGGAGAGACUGUCGAAAACGUCUCCAAGAACGUCGACAUUUACUCGUACAACCAACCAUUAGGUGUCUGUGCUGGUAUCACUCCAUUCAACUUCCCAGCUAUGAUUCCACUCUGGAUGUUCCCAUUGGCCAUUGCCUGUGGUAACACCUAUGUCUUGAAGCCAUCUGAGCGUGUCCCAGGUGCCUCUAUGUACCUCGCAGAAUUGGCCAUCGAGGCUGGUGUCCCCGCCGGUGUCUUGAACAUCAUCCACGGCGCCAAGGACGCUGUCAACUUUAUCUGCGACGACCCCGCUAUCCGUGCCAUCUCCUUUGUCGGAGGUGAAGCUGCCGGUAAGCACAUCCACGACCGUGGCACCAAGAAUGGCAAGCGUGUCCAAUCCAACAUGGCCGCCAAGAACCACGCCACCAUCAUGCCAGAUGCCUCCAAGGAUCGUACCCUCGAUGCCCUCACCGGAGCUGCCUUUGGCGCCUCUGGUCAACGUUGUAUGGCCUUGUCUGCCGCCGUCUUUGUCGGUGAAUCCCAAAACUGGAUUCCAGAGCUCGUCGAACGUGCCAAGAAGCUCAAGGUCACCUGUGGUGCCCAACCAGACUCUGACCUCGGUCCAGUCAUCUCACCAGCUGCCAAGGAGCGUAUCCACGCCCUCAUCCAAACCGGUAUCGACGAAGGUGCCAAGUGUGUCUUGGAUGGUCGUAACGUCCAAGUCCCAGAACAAUUCAAGAAGGGUAACUUUGUCGGUCCAACCAUCUUGACCGAAGUCACUCCAAACAUGAAGUGUUACACUGAAGAAAUCUUUGGCCCAGUCCUCGUCUGUCUCAAGGCCGACACCCUCGACGAAGCCAUCAAGCUCAUCAACAACAACCCAUACGGUAACGGAACUGCCAUCUUUACCUCAUCUGGUGCUGCUGCCCGUAAAUACCAACACGAAAUCGAUGUCGGUCAAGUCGGUAUCAAUCUCCCAAUCCCAGUCCCACUCCCAUUCUUCUCUUUCACCGGUUCCCGUCGUUCAUUUGUCGGUUCCAACCAUUUCUAUGGCAAGACUGGUGUCCAAUUCUACACCCAAAUUAAGACUAUCACCUCCAACUGGAGAGACGACGAUAUUUCAACUGGUGUUUCUACUCAUAUGCCAAUUUUGGGUAAGAACUAA
Messenger RNA from Cavenderia fasciculata, 1575 nucleotides. It is a transcript of the gene mmsdh, whose product is annotated as methylmalonate-semialdehyde dehydrogenase. Lineage: Eukaryota; Evosea; Eumycetozoa; Acytosteliales; Cavenderiaceae. Gene Ontology annotation, molecular function: malonate-semialdehyde dehydrogenase (acetylating, [NAD(P)+]) activity; methylmalonate-semialdehyde dehydrogenase (acylating, NAD+) activity. The coding region runs from base 1 to 1575 and encodes 524 amino acids. Gene Ontology annotation, biological process: thymine catabolic process; L-valine catabolic process. Gene Ontology annotation, cellular component: mitochondrion. The record is from RefSeq and is a predicted model, not a curated record. The transcript has 3 exons.